This is a messenger RNA of Rana temporaria (common frog), 1913 nucleotides long. RefSeq names its product putative nuclease HARBI1. The record is from RefSeq and is a predicted model, not a curated record. The coding region runs from base 232 to 1359 and encodes 375 amino acids. NCBI's taxonomy places the organism in Eukaryota, Metazoa, Chordata, Amphibia, Anura, Ranidae. The transcript has 5 exons.
CACGUCUCCUUCCAUCACAGAUCCCAACAAUGGGAGGAUUAGUCCUCAUCUCUGGACGGGGGUUGGAGGACCUUUUCGGAGCCCCCGUUAGGAAAACGCAGACGAGACCUUUGUGUCCCCCGCCUGGACACCAUAGUUUAGGGGGAUGGUUGUGCUGGGUGAAAGCCAGCCCACAUUGCACAGACAUUGUUCCCCAGGCCCCAGGCAGCAAAGGCUCGCGUCGUGGGAACAAUGACCACCUCUCGGGACGGGAGCGAUGUCCUGCAGGUGACGGCAGCCGAGGGCUCUCUCGGGGAGGAGGCCCAGCAGCCGCCCGUGAACGCCGAAGGGGGAGCCCCGAGUCCUUUGGCGCCCGUGAGAGUCCGGCAGCCCCGCAUGUUCAGGAGGCGCGCGUACCUCUUGGACGAACUGUCCGACGACGAGGUGGUGAGGAGGUACCGGCUCAACCGCUCCGCCAUCCAAGAGCUCUUCGACCUGGUGGGGGAGGACCUGGAGCCGCAGACCAGGAGGAACAAGGCUCUGCCCGGCAUGUGCAAGCUGCUGGCGGUCUUGUACUUCUUGGGCAACGCCACCUUCCAGCCGGUCACCUCGCUCCUCAUCGGCAUGAGCCAGCCCACCUUCUCCAGGAUCCUCAAGCAGGUGGUGGAGGCCAUCCUCAAGCACUCCAGGCGCCUCGUCCACUUCCCGGCGUCCCCGGCGGACUGGCAGAGGGUGAGGCGGGACUUCUUCCUGCUGGGGGGGAUGCCGAACUGCCUGGGCGCCAUCGACUGUACCCACAUCGCCCUGGCGCCGCCACGGGAGAGGGAGGAGGUGUUCCGCAACUGGAAGGACUUCCACUCCCUCAACGUGCAGGUGGUGUGCGAUUCCCGCCUGCGCAUCAUGAGCGUCAACGCCGCCUUUCCGGGCAGCUGCCACAACGCCUACAUCCUGCGACAGUCCGCCCUUUACGACAAGUUUGCGCAGAGGCAGAUGCCCGACGGAUGGCUCCUGGGCCACGCGGGAUACGGGAGCCAACCAUGGCUGAUGACUCCGCUAGCGACUCCGGAGACGGCGGCCGAGACUCGGUACAAUCGCGCCCACCAGAAAACCCGCCAAUGCCUGGCACGACUCUUUGGGGUGUGGAAAUCGCGUUUCCGGUGCCUCUCGUCCACCGGCAAGCUGCUCUACGCUCCCACCAGGGUGGCCGAGCUCGUCAUCGUUUGCGCGGCGCUCCACAACCUGGCUUGCAAGCACGGAGCGCCGCAGGACAUCGACGGCAACCUACAGGCGGAAGACGAGGGACCGGCUGCUGACGACGAGGAGUCCUCGGAGGCAGGGCUCAGAAAGAGGGCGGAGCUGAUCGCCUCCCACUUCUGUUAAUCUGGAGAAGACGGGUGACUGUUCCUAAUCACAGAAUGCACGGCCAGCCUUUUCCCUAAAGGCUCUCCAUCUUGGAAGAAUUGUCAUGUACAUGGGCCCCGUGGGUCAUUCGGCUCUCUUCUUGCAGUGACAGAGGAGGAGAUCGCGACUUCUUGUUUGUCUGCGGCUGAUAUGUGCCAUGCAGGAGCUUUAAGCUACCCAUCCAAGAUGGCCGACAAUCAUUUGGUCGCCGUUAACAGAAACUACAGGUGGCCGCCAUUAUGUCCUGUCACUAAGUAUUGGACUAGUUACAUACUGUAUGUCUUGGCUUUGUAAGGCCAAAAUCAUCGUUCCGCUGUCAGAACUUAUGACACGAGUUCUAUAUUUGAAGAGCACGUUGGCGUACGGUACGUGAUACUGUAUUUCCACUAAUAUGGGCACCAAUAAUCGCUACCAUCGCCUUUCGGAAGAAAUAGGUGAACCUUGGUUGGCAAGAACUGUGAAAUGUAUUGUAUAUGAAAAAUGGGAUUUAUAAUCCGUUGUAUUGUAAAAUAAAAUAUUGCUUUUUUAAAAAA